Messenger RNA from Coregonus sp. 'balchen', 7379 nucleotides. NCBI's taxonomy places the organism in Eukaryota, Metazoa, Chordata, Actinopteri, Salmoniformes, Salmonidae. The record is from the annotation of a GenBank genome assembly.
AUGAGCUUGAUGUCUGCCAUAGACACCAGUGCCUCCGUGUACCAGCCUGCGCAGCUACUGAAUUGGGUCUAUCUCUCUUUGCAAGACACCCACCAAACCAGCGCCUUUGACGCCUUUAGACCCGAACCCAACUCGUCCCACCCGGAGUUGAACUACUGCAAGACUCCCGCAGCGGACUUGAGCUCGUCUCUCAACUCCAACUAUCUCAACAACUUUUUUCAGCUCCAGCGGAAUGAGGUUCGAGACUGAACGUUCUGUCUGUAAAUGUUUUCCUCUAUUAUGGAUGUAUAUUACCGUUAUAUAAUUGCCACGUUAAGUAAAUAGCUUAUUGACUAUGAUCUGUUUUUAUUUGCAUACAUCCCAUCGUAUGUCGAACGCUGUUUUGCAAAAUGUUUAAGGGUGUGCACAUAACCGCCAUGGAUAUUUCGAAUAUGGACAGAAAGACGUGCUCAUCAACUUUUCAGACCUAUUACGGCAAUAUCUGAUUCGAUCAUAUUCAAACAGAAAUAACGUUUAUUUAGUAACAGCCCUUAGUGCAACAUGGAGAAUUCAACAUGCACAAUUUUAGCAGAACUGGUUUUAUAUUGCGCACAAUUCAUACUAGACUAUGGCAUGUCAUUGAUGACUGCCAAUACAGUAAACAAAACAAAAAAGUAGACUAUUUAUUAAAUUAAUGCAAUAACCAGGGAUGAACUUACCAGAAGCAUCGGGUCUAGUUCUUGAAGUGUAAAGCACUGACUAUAACUGUUUUAAACGCGCCAAAGCAAGCAGAAUCACUCCAGCAAAGUUAUCUGUGCCUUUCAAUUGGGUGUUAAGAUGUUGAGUUAACAUUGAGAGAAGUGUCUGUCUUUGAUUUAGGCGGCUUUAAAGGCAAUUGUUUUGACUCAAUGCUCAGUGCAGGCAACGCCAGACUCGAGCGUACCACACGUAGGAGCGUGAUGCAUCUGGGUCUGUGGUCUGCAUGCUGAUGUGCUCGAGAGGUCUUCGGGUUAAACGUUAGUAGCGCGCAGAAAUGCCUAUGCCUCAUUGCAAGGGGUUGGUCAAAAUGCUGUGUCUGUACAUACAGUUGUAUAGGUUAACCCACUUCUACCCUACAGGUUUGACUAGUUGUUUUACAUUACAUUACAAUGAUCUAUUUCCCCCGACUUCUGCAAAUAGAUCAGAUUGUGCAAACAAAAACAAGACUUGUUUAAACACUUUCUAUAUUUAUGUCAUCAUGGAUAUUUACAGGCAAACAUGCCAUCAAUGCAACUGAUAGUCCAGACCAUAUGUGACUGCAAAUGGCAUCCUAUUCUCGACAAAGUGCAUUAGAUCCCUAUGUGCUCUGGUCAAAUAGUACACUACAUAGGGAAUAGGGUGCAAUUUGGGAUGUACCCAGGUCUGAACAGCCUUAUGGAGAGAGAGCAUCUGGGCCUAAUAGGUGAUUGAACGUGUAUUACAAUGAUCUCAUGUGUUAAAGAUUAAACUGACACUAGGUUUUAGAGAGAGAGAGAAAGAAUGAGAGAGAGAGAGAGACUGUGUGUGUGUGUGUGUGUGUGUGUUUCUUUGUGUGUGUGUGUGAGAGAGAGAGAGAGAGAGAGAGAGAGAGAGAGAGAGAGAGAGAGAGAGAGAGAGAGAGAGAGAGAGAGAGAGAGAGAGAGAGCGUUUUACUUGAGAGAGAGCGUUUUACUUGAUGGCCAAAAAGCUCAAUUUUAGUCUCAUCUGACCAUAGUACAUUCUUCCAUAUGUUUGGGGAGUCUCCCACAUGCCUUUUGGCGAACACCAAACGUGUUUGCUUAUUUCUUUCUUUAAGCAAUGGCUUUUUUCUGGACACUCUUCCGUAAAGCCCAGUUCUGUGGAGUGUUAGGCAUAUCCCUUAAUUUCAUAACGGGGAUAGCUAUGUAGCCUUUGAAAAAUAUUAUGAUGGUAAUCAUAAAACAUGUUUCUACCCAACCAUUUUAAUGCAAGUUAAGUACCUGUUGGAUAAAAAACUAAUGACAGGCCUGAUGGAAACAGUGUAAUUGUCGGUAAACUCUCCUAAAUCUCGACAGAACAAAACAUGCUAGACUGGUGGAUAAUUGGUUUGUCUGUCAAAUAGAUCAUGCACAAAUGGCAGUGGAAACACUUUUUUGUGCAUUUGUUGCUAGAAUAACCAUCAUGUACCCUUUGCACUGUAUCUGCGAGCUGUUGGCUAGAGCACAUGUGCCAAGACCAAAGUUGGGCACAUUUGUGCCAAAACCACCAACAGAGUUAAAAAUGGGUUGAUGGAAACCUAGCUACCAACAUAAAAAAUACUACAGUUUACUAUAGAAUACUACAGUACUUACUAUAGAAUUCCGUAAUAAACUGUAGUAUACUGUAGAAUACUAUACUACACGUUGUAGUAUCCCUCGAUAAUGUGUAGUACUUAGUAUAGCAUUUUGUAGUGUACUGUAGAAUACUAUAAUACAUAGUAUAAUAUUAUCCACAAAAAAACACUGUAGUAAAUACUACAGGAAUGUCAGCAAAAACACUACAGUACGCAAAACAUGACAUUAUUUUAACUAUAGUAAAUACUACAGCAUUUCAUUUGCAAAUACCCUGCCCAUUCCCCUUCCCAUAUCCCAAUAUGCCACCAGUAAGUGAGAAACCUACAUGCCAAGUAUAGACCAUAUAUUGUGUUCCCUACAGGUUAUAGAAAAUAGCAGAAGCUCUGAACUCUCCGUUCAGAACCCAGUCCUACCUACCUACAGGUUAUGGAAAAUGUGCUCUUUUAGUAUUUCUUAAGGAGAAAGCCCCCCAUUUCUAUUUCAAAGAUAAUAAAACAAAAGCACUUUAGUUAAUACUACGGUAAUGUCCCCAAAAAGUAAAUACUACAGUAUACUACAGUCCGCAAAAACCCAACAGUAAAUACUACAGUAUACCGUACUACAGUCUGAAAAAACACUACAGUAAAUACUACAGUAUACUACAGUGCGCAAAAACACUACAGUAAAUACUACAGUAUACUACAGUCCGCAAAAACACUACAGUAAAUACUACAGUAUACUACUGUCUGCAAAAACACUACAGUAAUUGCUAUAGUAUAUACUACUCUUUUUUUACUACUGUAUUUAUACUAUAGUCAACUGUAAAUACUACAGUAUACUACAGUAAAGUCAGCAAAAACAUUACAGUGAAUAUUAUAGUAUUCCUGCCAUUGUAUACUUUUAUAUUUCUUAAUGUCGGUAUAGAGGCUUUUCAGCCAUUUAACAUAAAUCAGGCCUCUUAAACAUGGGUGUGGUUUUCAUACAUUAAAAACCAUUGUGUAAUGUCAUACGAUCCUACGAUUCCCCAUUGAGUAAUGUGUUGCAAAAACUGAACACACAAACACCCACACACACGCCUAUGCAUGCACGUGUGUGCACACAUGCACACAUGAUGCAUACACACACAUGCAAUCACGAUGCACACACACUUGCGUGCGUGCGCACACACACACACACACACACACACACACACACACACACACAAAGAGAGUCUGGAAACAGUUGAAGCAGAGGGGGCUUUUUUUCUCAACCUCACUGCAACGCCAAGUACAACAACCCACUUCUGAUGCUUGAUCUGUUGGGAUGAGUAAUGUGCAUUUGUUUUUGUUGUUGUUGUCGAUGACGUCAAAUUUUUUUUUUUUUUACCAGGUUUCCAUCCAACCUUUUUAAAAGUACAUGUCAGAUCAAAAAUGUCACGACAGGCCUGAUGGAAACAGCUAAUUUGUCGGUAAACUUUCCAAAUGUUGACAAAACCAAAUAAGCUAGACAAGGUGGGAUCUUUUUGUGUCUGUAAAAUGUAUUAUGCGAGAAAUGUCGGUUGAAACACAUUUAAUGCGCAAAUAUUGAUAUAAUAACCAUCAUAUCGAAGUAAAGUUGGAGUCACGCGAUGAUAUGGUGUGUGGACCUCCCACUACGACUCGGGAAAGCAUACAGUUUAUUAGACUACAGAUUAAAUAAAUUAUGAUGAACUUCACAGGGUGGUGAAAGUGCACAGUGAUUGAUGCUCCUUUCCAAUAAAUAUCAAGGUUCUUAUUUUGGUGAAAUGAUGAUCAAUGCUCUGAUCCAGAGUAAUUAGGGUAAAGUCUUGCUCAAGGGCACAUCAACUUUUUUUCACCUAGUUGGCCCAGGGAUUUGAACCAGCAACCUUUCGGUUACUGGCCCAAAUGCUCUUAACCGCUUGGCUACGUGCCACCCUAUAACGCAAAUCAAUUUCUGACAAAACCAUAAGUAGAGUUGAAAAUGCGAUGGAAACCCAUUUAACUUGUUUUUUUUGUUCGGUACAUGGGAAUUUAACCGCAAAUUGUAUUUUUAUGUCAGCAAGCAAAGCAUUUUAUCCGCAAAAUGUCAAUUUGAUGGAAACACAUCUCUGGUGGGAAAAUGUGCAUAUUCUUUUCAUGCAGAUUUUAGAAUAUUUGCAUGAAAAUCUGUCACCAAUUGGAUAGAAACCUAGCUAGUGUCUCAUCAAAUGAAAUAGGAAAUAAAUUAAAGGCCAAGUGCUGUCCAAAUUCUGUUUAUAUCAUAUUGUACAACAGCUGAUGAAACUAACACUGUAAAAGUGUGAUUUUUUAAUCAAUGUUAUUUCCUGAUAGUUGCUGGUUGAAAAUACAGGAUAUUCUAAUCAGCAGGUUUGCAUGGACGGGAUAUUUCGGCUUUCCAUGGUGACAUCACCAUGCGGUAAAUUGGUUAAUAGACCACUCCUAAACAGUCAUAGCUAAAUUCUUGCUUGAGAAAUAGUAUUUUGCUAAAAAGCUACUUUUGCCCAUUUUAAUGGAAAUCUAUUAAAGCAAGAUACUUAAUUGUUACCCAGAAAUUAUUUGAUAUUGAUAUGAAAACGGCUGCAUUGGGCCUUUAAGGGGUUAUGAUGUGAGGAGAAUGAGUGGUUGUGAACAGAGUUGAGCAAUAUUUCUAUUACAGGUAUUUCAAUACAUAUUUCAAUUUAUUUUGUUAUAUGCCACAGAGUGACAAGGAGUUGAAUGUUGGCACAAAACAGGUCUGGAUUCCAGGCUAAAGAUUAUGCUCCAUAUUGAAUAUUGCACAAGAGACAGUAUUGCUCCUGAUCUCCAUGCUUGCAAUCCUGUGGUAGAAGCUACUCUAAUCACUUAACCUAUUUGUAUUGGAGAAAUAGAGUAUAUCAAUGGCUGUGUCCGAAAUCGUUCUUGCCUACUAUGAGCUCUGUUCAAAAGUAGUGCACUAUAUAAGGAAUAGGAUGCCAUUUGGGACGCAACCUAACAGCAGUGUUUCCCUCCUCUGGGGUGUAACGGCUCACCCAUGGAGCUGUGAAUUCAGCCACUUACUCAGAUGAGAUGAGUAAUGUGUCCCAAAUGGCACCCUAUUUCCUUUACAGAGACUUGCAAAAGUAUUCAUCCCCCUUGGCGUUUUUCCUAUAUUGUUGCAUUACAACCUGUAAUUUAAAUGGAUUUUUAUUUGGAUUUCAUGUAAUGGACAUACACAAAAUAGUCCAAAUUGGUGAAGUGAAAUGAAAAAAAUUAAAUAAAAAAAAUAACGGAAAAGAGGUGCGUGCAUAUGCUAUGAAGCCCCUAAAUAAGAUCUGGUGCAACCAAUUACCUUCAGAAGUCACAUAAUUAGUUAAAUAAAGUCCACCUGUGUGCAAUCUAAGUGCCGCAUGAUCUCAGUAUAUCUACACCUGUUCUGAAAGUCCCCAGGGUCUGCAACACCACUAAGCAAGGGGCACCACUAAGCAAGGGGCACCACCAAGCAAGCGGCACCAUGAAGACCAAGGAGCUCUCCAAACAGGUCAGGGACAAAGUUGUGGAGAAGUAUAGGUUAUAAAAAAAUAUCUGAAAUUUUGAACAUCCCAUGGAGCACCAUUAAAUCCAUUAUUACAAAAUGGAAAGAAUAUGGCACCACAACAAACCUGCCAAGAGAGGGCCGCCCACCAAAACACACGGACCAGGCAAGGAGGGCAUUAAUCAGAGAGGCAACAAAGAGACCAAAGAUAACCCUGAAGGAGCUGCAAAGCUCCACAGCGGAGAUUGGAGUAUCUGUCCAUAGGACCACUUUAAGCCGUACACUCCACAGAACUGGGCUUUACGGAAGAGUGGCCAGAAAAAAGCCAUUGCUUAAAGAAAGAAAUAAGCAAACACGUUUGGUGUUCGCCAAAAGGCAUGUGGGAGACUCCCCAAACAUAUGGAAGAAUGUACUAUGGUCAGAUGAGACUAAAAUUGAGCUUUUUGGCCAUCAAGUAAAACGCUCUCUCUCAAGUAAAACGCUCUCUCUCUCUCUCUCUCUCUCUCUCUCUCUCUCUCUCUCUCUCUCUCUCUCUCUCUCUCUCUCUCUCUCCUUGUUUACUGUAAGUCAUCCUUCUCUAAAGUCCUGUCUUCCUUUGUGACAUCCCCAGUACUUUUCCAGUUCAUAAGCAACAGCUGGACGGAGCGCCAGAUGUGCUGAAUUUAAUGAGAGAAAUUAUCAAGGAUCUUUUUUCUGCGUAAGAGAAAAGACGGAGGGCAUAGAACAGUCAACGGAAAUUGGUGAUUAAAUUCAAGAGCAUCGCAAAUGAAAAAAAAUCCAGACCUGCUUUUCUAUGUGAUAUUGUUUCGUUAGUGGUAUCAUGUAUCCAUAGGUUGUCAAACUACUCUGUAAGCAUGAUAGAGGGGAGUUGCAGGUGCUCUUCGUAAAAAUACCCAUAAAGCUCGGUGCUCUGCCACAAAAGUAAUGAGGGAAUAAAAACAGGCGGCACUUCAAACUUUGCACUAAGUUACCACGAGAAAGACAUCAUCACCUCAUUUUCAUAUCUUCCUUUAUUCUACAUUUCUUGCCAUGUUUUUUCUCUGCGUAAUAUACCAACCACGUUUUCCUGUCUCUCCCUGUUCCAGGCAUUGAAUAACAGGGUAUAUAAGAAUGUCUCGCCAUAUGACUCGCUCAACAACAUCGUUGAUGGACUCAAUUCCUUGACGGACCACUUCUCCGACCUCUCCCUCUCCUCAGAGCCCCGCAAGCCCAGCAAAAGACCCCCGCCCAACUACCUGUGCCACCUCUGCUUCAACAAGGGCCACUACAUCAAAGACUGCCCCCAGGUAGGACACAGACUGAGACAGUCCUUAUUCAUUCACAUUUAUGUUUGUUUGUUCAUUCAUUCAUUCAUUCAUCCAUCCAUUUAUUUUUUGGGGUUCUACCUCUAAUUCUAUUGGUUCAGUGUCUUUCGAUUUCAAAAUGCUAAUGGCUGCCAUCGAGAGCCAACAUGGCGUCCUUUGAGUCAUGUGACCAUAUUUCCAGCCAAUCAUGUCCCUUUUGAGUUGACCAAUGGCUGUGCGGCGAUGGCAUCUGUGUGAUGCCCUGACCUAAAUGUCAGACAGACAGGCCUCUGUCCUCUGUGGUCAUGAGUGUGUGUUAAUUGCGCAGACGGAUAGACUACUGAACUUCACUAUGAGGUAG